This is a messenger RNA of Prunus avium (sweet cherry), 587 nucleotides long. The record is from RefSeq and is a predicted model, not a curated record. NCBI's taxonomy places the organism in Eukaryota, Viridiplantae, Streptophyta, Magnoliopsida, Rosales, Rosaceae.
UAACAUCAUAACAAGAUAGGUUUUUCUUAAUUUUGUACAUCUAGUAAUUAAUACCUGACAUAUGGAUGGGCAGGUUCCUGAGGGGGAGAAUACUCCAAAGGGAGAGGAGACACAAUGUGAUGCUGGUGCACAAGCUGAUGGCGACCCAGAACUUUUAGACGACUCCGAGUUUUACCAGCAAUUACUGAAAGAAUUUUUUGAGACAAUUGACCCAGCAUCUUCUGAGACGGCCUUUUAUUCUCUGAAAAAGUUGCAUACUAAGAAGAGGAAGAUUGUGGACAGACGAGCCUCUAAGAGUCGCAAGAUAAGGUAUAAUGUUCACGAGAAGAUAGUAAAUUUCAUGGCUCCGGAGCCUAUGACCCUUCCAACUAUGGUUCCAGACCUCAAUAAUUUGUUUGGGUUGAAGAACCAGAAACGAGCUUCUGUAUUAUAGUGUAUAGGCCUUUGAAUCCAGGCUCUGAAAUUUUGUCUGUUAUUUAAAUGAUUUGAGUAUGUUGUCCUGAUAUUUCUGUAAUCCAUUCCAUACCAAUUUUUGUAAUGUUAGCCUCGUCUUCUGAACGCAUAGCUUUGUUGUAAAUCACAGUGAA